Molecule: messenger RNA, 1347 nt
Organism: Aspergillus campestris IBT 28561
Lineage: Eukaryota; Fungi; Ascomycota; Eurotiomycetes; Eurotiales; Aspergillaceae
Product: phosphatase PAP2 family protein
Exons: 3
Coding region: 219-1244 (341 amino acids)
Biological process (GO): phospholipid metabolic process
Molecular function (GO): phosphatidate phosphatase activity
Source: RefSeq, a predicted model, not a curated record
GUUCUCAGGGCAGUUGUCUCCUGUAUACCCUCACCAUCCUCUCCGGCGGCAGUAAAUGAUAGUUUUAGCUAGCGGGGACUUCCCUCUGGAAUCCCCCUGGAUUCAUCCCUCUUCUCAUAACAUCCCAUACUACCAUCUUGUCCCUAAAUCACCAUAAGCCAUCGGUUUCAUCGGGUUCUUCUAUCUGCCAGGCUCUCACUACUUACACUUAACCAACAAUGACGCUCAGCAAAGAACUCCCCCGAAUAGUCCAGCAUGCAAAUAACAUCAUUCCCAAACGGCUGAUUCUGUCAUAUAUCGCUGACUGGGUGUUUAUCGCGCUACGGCUUCAGCCGAACCCCCCAACCCACACGCCCUUCUCCCUAACAGACGCAUCGAUCUCCUACCCGCACGCCAAACACGAGACCGUAUCCACAGGGGUCAUGGUAGUAGUAUCGCUCAUCGCGCCAGGCGUUAUAAUCGCCGCCCUAUCCCUAGUCCUAGUCCCGGGAAGCUCGGGGGUGGCAGCGACAGGCGCAGCACGCUGGCGGUACAAGAUCUGGGAAUGGCACGCGGGAUGGCUGGGUCUCGCGCUCGCGGUGGCAGGCGUGUUUAUGGCUACGGAGGGAUUGAAGGACCUGUAUGGCCGGCCCAGGCCGGACCUGCUCGCGCGCUGUGAUCCGGAUUUGGAGAAUAUUGGGACGUAUGCGGUUGGGGGCUGGGGAGGGUGUUGCCGGGGGCGCCGACGUUGGUUUCUUGGGGGAUAUGCAGGAAUAGUUGCCUUUGCUGGAUUGUCGUACUUCUCCCUGUGGCUGUGCGCCAAAUUCUCCGUCGCGUUCCCUUACUUCGCCCACUCGCCCUUCAGCCAGGAUUUGCACAGUCGAAAGCGUGAAACGCUUCGGGAGCAAGGCGCUGCGCCGCCCAUCUAUAUGGUCAUUAUUGCCUUUGUGCCCUGGGCUGUCGCAUGGUUCAUAUCCGCCUCGCGCUGGUUCGACCAUCGACACCACGCGUUCGACAUCAUCUUCGGAUCGGUGAUGGGGAUGGUCUUUGCGUGGGUCGCGUUCCGCCUUUACCAUAUUUCCAUUAUGCGGGGGGCCGGCUGGGCGUGGGGUCCUCGGAAUCGCUCGCACGCUUUAUAUAAGGGAGUGGGGCUCCCAAGUCAAGUUGGCACUGAGAACUGGGCCUAUGCACCGGAUGUGUCGACGGCGGAGAGUGAUGACCGUAGUGCGGAUCUUGAAAGCGGGCGACGGGAUCUAGCGGAAUGAGCAGUCGAAGUUCGUAAUAAUUAAUUCCACGUCAGCGGGAUUUCUUUGGAUGUGCCGCGGUAAAGUAGCCGACGCGUGAUGUAGAUCGCAUAUAAUAUCAUCU